AUAUCAGACAAGAGAGAAUGAACAAACCACAGGUACCAGAGGAGAAACCACAUUCAUCUAUGGAGAUCAGGCUUGACAAAGGCCAACCAUCUAAAGAAACUAAUUCUAGUAGUAGUAGUGGUUAUACAAGCAAGGAGGAAUCUGCAAGCAUCAGUGGUGUUACCAAAAGAUCUGUUCCUUAUGAAGAACAAAUCAUGUCUGAAAUCCAAAAGGAGAAACAAGCACUAGAAGAAUUUAAAGCAACUAUGAACAAAUACUUCCCAAUCUCACCUGACAUAGCUAAUAUCCAUAGAUGUCCAGAAGGUGGAGAUUCUUUUAGAGAAGACUCUUCAAGCGACGAAGGCUAUUUCACAUCGCUAGGUUCUCUGCCAAGCAAUGUCCAGCACCUGGCAUAUAAGAAUGCUAUGGAAAAUAUCAGAAGUUUCAAGAGCAACAUCAGAAAACUCUUGUACCAGCUCUAUGAAGCAACUGAAUUGACUUAUCAAAGCAAGCAAGGUUCCCAGGAUCGGCAGAAUUACUAUAAGGCUCUAUUGGAGCUGUGGAUCAAGUGGAUUAGGAACCAGUCUGAAAAUUCAGAUGGUGAAACACAGCUCCUGGAAAGGACUUUGGGCAUGUCCCAAAGCAUUGCCUUGAAAUUACAGUCUGCCUUUGUGGACCUCAUGCCUAAAAUCCAAGAUUUCCCAAGCAGCCUACAAGCCAAGCUCCAAAAAGCCUGUUAUGACAUGCAGGAGCUUCAUAACACCUUUUCCUUAAGUAAUGGGUUUGAAAACCUAGACAAGCAUCAUUUGACCCAGAUUCAGGUUAAGCUGAUCCAUGCGCAGGAAAGUAUAGAAGAAUGGUAUUGUUUCUUAGAAAAUCGUAUUCCUUCUGGUUGGGAUGUAAGACCAUUUCUCCCACUCUGAUUAU
Dromiciops gliroides (monito del monte) is the source of this 906-nucleotide messenger RNA. RefSeq names its product perilipin-5-like. Gene Ontology annotation, biological process: lipid storage; positive regulation of triglyceride storage. The record is from RefSeq and is a predicted model, not a curated record. The transcript has 5 exons. Gene Ontology annotation, cellular component: cytosol; lipid droplet. Bases 18 to 902 code for a protein of 294 amino acids. Lineage: Eukaryota; Metazoa; Chordata; Mammalia; Microbiotheria; Microbiotheriidae.